This is a messenger RNA of Sardina pilchardus (European sardine), 1687 nucleotides long. RefSeq names its product interferon-induced protein 44-like. Bases 242 to 1300 code for a protein of 352 amino acids. Gene Ontology annotation, biological process: immune response. The record is from RefSeq and is a predicted model, not a curated record. The transcript is spliced from 11 exons. NCBI's taxonomy places the organism in Eukaryota, Metazoa, Chordata, Actinopteri, Clupeiformes, Clupeidae.
CACAAUCAGACAGGAUGUGGUUUUUGCAGUGAGAUGUCCCUUAUUUCAUUCUCAGUGGAAAAUUAUAUAAUUUUAAGAAACCUUUGGCAUUUGAAUAUGUUUUGAUAAUAUUUCUAAACAGGCCUAGCCUAGCUGAGUUAGUGGUUACAACAGCAAAAAAUUGCUGUAAACAGCUCUUCUUUCAAGGAAAAACGUUACAGGUCGCAAAUCACAUCCUGUCUCAUCGCACCCUGGGAGGAGCAUGGGCUAUGCUUUCAGUUUCACUUUGACUUAUUACGUGGGGGUUGUAAGACAACGUGGUAGAAACGAGGAAAAAGAGAAGAUGUUUCCAUUCAUAAAAGCUGUUCAAGAUGUGCUCAGAGAUGGUUUAAUGAGCGCCACUCUUGUUCAGCGGGCGCCACCACUUCCUGUUUUCACAUCUGGAGUUGAAAUGGACUUGAAUCCUGUUUUAACAUCUACUGCAGACAGAGAAUUUGACCUUGAAUGGAGGAAAACAAAGUGGGACAUUGGCAGUAGAAACAGGAUGGAAAAGGAACUGAGAGAAUUCCGUCUGCUGAAUUCCGAACUCAAGCACCUGCGUAUCCUGCUGCACGGGCCGGUGGGAGCUGGGAAGUCCAGCUUCAUCAACUCCAUCAACAGUGUUUUUCAGGGCCAGAUAUGUGCAGGGGCUCUGGUUGCUGCAGAGUCUGGCAUCACUUUCACCAGAAAGUACAAAACACAUAAAUUCAGAAAUGGGAAUUCUGGACAUCUGCCCUUCGUGGUAAAUGACAUAAUGGGUCUUGAGAAAGGGAAUUCUAUCGGAGUACAACCCAGUGACAUCAUCAAUGCAUUAAAAGGCCACGUUAAAAACAAUUACAAGUUCAGUCCUGUUUCUCCACUGUCUGUGGGAGACGCUGACUAUGUCACCAGCCCCUCGCUGAAUGACCGGGUGCAUUGUUUGGUAAGCGUGAUUCCAUUGGACAAGAUCUCCAUCAUGGAUGAUGAGGUCAUCAACAAGAUGCGAGCUAUCAGAGAGGCUGCCAGUGAUAUGGAUAUUCCACAAGCCAUUAUCAUGACAAUGGUGGAUAAAGCCUGCCCAGUGGUGAAGACAGAUCUUAGGAAGAUCUUCUUCAGCAAGAGGAUCAAACAAAAUAUGCAGGAGUGCAGUAACCGACUUGGUGUUCCCAUGAACUGCAUUUUCCCAGUGAAAAACUACCACGACGAAACAGAGUUGGACCAGGAAAUGGACUGCCUUAUCUUAACCGCUUUGGGACGUAUUGUUCAUUUCUCCCAUGAAUAUAUUGAUUCUCUAGAUGAUUGAUGAGCCAGUUGAAAGUCAAUAUUGGUGACUCAAAUGUCCUCAAAUAUAGUUAUCUCAUGUAGUAAAAUGAUGUGUAGUGUUCGUCUCGUGUUACAGUAAAAAAAAAACAAUGAACAAUAUAUCACCCAAGUAUCAAAAAUUGGAAAGAUACCAAGGCACUCAUCUGGUAGAAAGUUAAAAUGCCUUUAUUCUACUUGGCAAUGCAUGAUAAAAAACGCACUCCGACGCGUUUCGGCUGGGAGCCUUCGUCAGGGAGUGAAUAUAUCACCCAAAUUGCAGUACUGUAUGUAUUUCUGUUAAUAUUUCACAUCAGUGUAUUGAUCCAUUAUCAUGGAAUCAAUUUGUCACUUUAAUUUGACCUAAAAUAAAAGAAUAAUAAUAAAAAAA